UAGCGCACGUUGUCAUUUGUGUACGUCAUUUAUUUUUAGCUACACAUUUCUGAUUAUUGCAACAACAACAAAAACAUAUGAUCCAUUUUAACACAAUUCACAUGCUCACUGAAAACAAUUGAGGACUGCAGACAAAAAUAUAAAUAUUGUAAGACGUGGACGAAGUUGGUAUUUGUAUUAACAGCUAAGCCUGCAGUGCAAGCAGGCUAACUAACCUGAAGCGUAGCUAGCUUCUCUAAACGGCGUUAUUCACAGGAAAUCUGCAUCUGUUCAGCAACUACAAAAAGAAGAAUGACUUCAGCCUCAACGAAGGUUGGGGAGAUCUUCUCAGCAGCAGGAGCUGCUUUCACCAAGUUAGGGGAGCUGACCAUGCAACUGCACCCCGUAGCUGACUCCAGUCCCGCAGGAGCUAAGUGGACGGACACUGAGAUUGGGCAGCUGAGAUCGGCCGUGGUGAGGUUUGGUGAUGACCUGAACUCCCUCAGCGCUGUCAUCAAGGAACGCACCGUGGUCCAGAUUAAAAGUACAGUGAAGAGGAAGCUCUAUGACGAGACUGGGAUGCCCAUUUCCACCGACUCCCCAAAAAAGACCGCCAAGAAGACUGCUGUUACCACGGCCAACACAGCAACCCCAACUGUCAUUGCUGUGCCGACCUCACAGGUUGUCAUGAAGGCAGGUGUCCAGGGAAAUGUGACUCUGGCCAUUCCCACCAUGAAGAAACAGAAGUCUGCAGCAGAUGUGACUCUGAGUGCUCUGAAUGACUCUGACGUCAACUCUGACCUGGUAGACAUAGAGGGACUGGGAGAGGGAUCCAACUCCAAGAAACUCAACUUCGAUCAGGGUAGAAACUCAAGCAAGAAGUAUCCGUGUUAAGGUCUAUUCAACACUCGUCUAUUCAACAAUCGGAAUCCAUGCUUCAAGAUUGUUUUGAUCACGCGGACUAGGAUAUGUUCCGGGUAGCCUCUGAGAAUAACAUUGACGGAUACACGGAUAACCAUGACGGAGUUCAUCAGGAAGUGUAUAGGAGAUAUUGUACCCACUGUGACUUAAAACCUACCCAAACCAGAAACUGGAUGGAUGGCAGCAUUCGCACAGAACUGAAAGUGCGAACCACAGCAUUUAACCAUGGCAAGUGACUGGGAAAGUGGCUGACUACAAACAGUGUAGUUAUUCCAUCUGUAAGGCAAACAGGCAAAACGUCAGUACAGAGACAAAGUGGAGUCGCAAUUCAACGGCUCAGAAAUGAGACGUACAGUUGAAGUCGGAGGUCUACAUACACUUAGGUUGGAGUCAUUACAGCUCAUUUAUCAACCACUCCACAAAAUUCUUGUUAACAAACUAUAGUUUUGGCAAGUCUGUUAGGACAUCUACUUUGUGCAUGACAAGUAAUUUUUCCAACUAUUGUUUAGACAGAUUAUUUCACUUAAUUCACUGUAUCACAAUUCCAGUGGGGCAGAAGUUUAUAUACACUAAGUUGACUGCCUUUAAAUACUUUGGUAAAUUCCAGGAAAAUGUCAUGGCUUUAGAAGCUUCUGAUAGACUAAUUGACAUCAUUUGAGUCAAUUGGAGAUGUACCUGUGGAGAUGUACCUGUCAAUUGGAGAUGUAUUUCAAGCCCUACCUUCAAACUCAGUGCCUCUGCUUGACAUCAUGAGAAAAUCAAAAGAAAUCAGCCAAGACCUCAGAAGAAAAAUUGUAGACCUCCACAAGUCUGGUUCAUCCUCGGGAGCAAUUUCCAAAUGCCUGAAGGUACCACGUUUAUCUGUACAAACAAUAGUACGCACGUAUAAACACCAUGGGACCACGCAGAUGUCAUACCGCUCAGGAAGGAGACGCGUUCUGUCUCCUAGAGAUGAACGUACUUUGGUGUGAAAAGUGCAAAUCAAUCCCAGAACAACAGCAAAAGACCUUGUGAAGAUGCGGGAGACAACAGGUACAAAAGUUUCUAUAUCCACAGUAAAACGAGUCCUAUAUCGUCAUAACCUGAAAGGUUGCUCAGCAAGGAAGAAGCCAUUGCUCCAAAACCACCAUUAAAAAAAGCCAGACUAUGGUUGCAACUGCACAUGGGGACAAAGAUCGUACUUUUUGGAGAAAUGUCAUCUGGUCUGAUGAAACAAAAACAGAACGGUUUGGCCAUAUUGACCAUUGUUAUGUUUGGAGGAAAAAGGGGGAUGCUUGCAAACUGAAGAACACCAUCCCAACUGUGAAGCACGGUGGUGGCAGCAUCAUGUUGUGGGGGUGCUUUGCUGCAGGGGGGAUUGGUGCACUUCACAAAAUAAAUUAUGUCGAUAUAUUGACGCAACAUCUCAAGAGUCAGGAAGUUAAAGCUUGGUUGCAAAUGGGUCUUCCAAAUGGAUAAUGACCCCAAUCAUAUUCCAAAAUUGUGGCAAAAUGGCUUAAGGACAACAAAGUCAAAGGUAUUGGAGUGGCAUCACAAAUCCCUGACCUCAGUCCUAUAGAACAUUUGUGGGCAGAACUGGAAAAGCGUGUGCUAGCAAGGAGGCCUACAAACCUGACUCAGUUACACCAGCUCAGGAAGAAUGGGAGGAAUGGGCCAACAUUCACCCAAAUUAUUGUGGGAGGCUACCUGGAAUGUUUUACCCAAGUUAAACAAUUUAAGGGCAAUGCUACCAAAAACGAAUUGAGGGUAUAUAAACGUAUGACCCACUGGGAAGGUGAAGAAAUAAAAGCUGAAAUGAAUUCUGAAUUCUAUUCUGACAUUUCACAUUUUUAAAAUAAAGUGGUGAUCCUAACUGACCUAAAACAGAGUUUUUACUAGGAUUAAAUGUCAGGAAUUGUGAAAACCUGAGUUUAAAUGUAUUUGGCCAAGGUGUAUGUAAACUUCCGACUUCAACUGUAUGUGGCAUGGU
Messenger RNA from Oncorhynchus masou masou (cherry salmon), 2869 nucleotides. RefSeq lists its product as uncharacterized. Lineage: Eukaryota; Metazoa; Chordata; Actinopteri; Salmoniformes; Salmonidae. The transcript is spliced from 6 exons. The coding region runs from base 292 to 873 and encodes 193 amino acids. Gene Ontology annotation, cellular component: MLL1 complex; NURF complex. The record is from RefSeq and is a predicted model, not a curated record.